UUCCAUAUAUACUAAUAAGUUAUUAUUAGCAACCAUCAAGUGCAUAUAUUUUGUGACAUAUAUACAAUGUCUUCAACAGCAAAACAAGGAGCGGUCCCAGUCCCAAAUGUUGUCCUACAAUCAUCAUUCACCAUGCCAGUGACGGGCCUCGGAACAGGUUCCGAAACAAACGAUGACCUCACCGUCAAAGCUGCGGCCGUUGAGGCCAUCAAGCUCGGUUACAGGCACUUUGACACUGCUUCCUUUUAUGGCUCUGAACAAGGUCUGGGAGAAGCCAUUGCUGAAGCCCUUAAACUUGGUCUCAUAAGUUCCAGGAAUGAACUUUUUAUCACUUCCAAGUUAUGGUUAUCUGAUAACCAUCCCCAUCUUGUUCUUCCUGCUCUACAAAAUUCACUUCGGAGUCUUGGAUUAGAAUAUUUGGAUCUUUAUUUAAUCCACUGGCCAAUAAGUGCGAAGCCUAAGCUAAAGAAAUUUCCUUAUGAUGAUGAUGACUUGGUGCCAUUUGACUUGAAGGGCGUGUGGGCUUCAAUGGAAGAAUGUCACAACUUGGGCCUCACUAAAUCAGUUGGAGUCAGCAACUUCUCUUGCAAAAAACUUGAAAAUCUCCUCUCUUUUGCUACAAUUCCUCCGGCGGUUAAUCAAGUGGAGUUGAAUCCUUGCUGGCAGCAGAAGAAUCUAAGAGAAUAUUGCAAAGCUAAGGAUAUUAUGGUAACUGCAUAUUCUCCUUUGGGAGCCAAAGGAGCUAUUUGGGGUAGUAAUGAUGUUAUGGACAGUGAAUUACUAAAGCACAUUGCACAUGCUCAUGGAAAAACUGUUGCUCAAGUAAGUCUUAGAUGGCUGUAUGAACAGGGUGUGACUUUCAUAGUGAAGAGCUACAAUAAGGAAAGAAUGAAACAGAACUUAGAAAUAUUUGACUUUUCACUCACAAAUGAUGACUACCAAAAGAUUAAUCAAAUCAAACAGGAGCGCAAGGUAAAGAAUUGUGCACCACCCGGUGGAUUCGUUAUUGAUGAUCUUUGGGAUGGAGAAAACUAGAAACCAUAAUACUCUUUAGUCUUUACGUAUCAUGUUUGUGUUUGUAUGCAGUGUGACAAAUAGUCUUCAAACAAAAGGUUUUGUUCUCAAGAAAGCAAUUAUACUUCUGUCUUUGAUGUUUAUUUUGAUGAGAAGAAACGUUAUAAUAUCUAUUAUUUUUUUGUA
This is a messenger RNA of Arachis duranensis, 1200 nucleotides long. RefSeq names its product NAD(P)H-dependent 6'-deoxychalcone synthase. Lineage: Eukaryota; Viridiplantae; Streptophyta; Magnoliopsida; Fabales; Fabaceae. Gene Ontology annotation, cellular component: cytosol. The transcript has 3 exons. Bases 67 to 1035 code for a protein of 322 amino acids. Gene Ontology annotation, molecular function: aldose reductase (NADPH) activity. The record is from RefSeq and is a predicted model, not a curated record.